CAUACACAAGAGCAGCAGCAGCAUCAUCUCGAGGCGUGUGUCAUUUCACAAUGAGCGCGUCACUGCAACUUUGGAUGGAGCGCGCGGUAGCAACAGAUGGAUGCGCAAAAGGACAACCUUUAACAACACGCGUGAUUUUAUAAAGUCAUACAUAUUUCCAUAGCAUAUCAUAACUGUUCCAAAGAAAAUAGUUCAGUAUGAGCGUAACAAACGUGACGCGUAAUUUAACGAAUCAGUUCGUCCAGCCGCCGUGGCGCGUCGCGGUCUGGUCGGUAGCCUACAGUUCGGUGCUGGCGGUCGCCGUGUUCGGAAACCUCAUUGUCAUUUGGAUCAUUUUGGCCCAUAAACGGAUGCGCACGGUGACGAACUAUUUCUUGCUCAACCUGGCUUUCUCCGACGCGUCGAUGGCCGCGUUCAACACGCUGAUCAACUUCAUUUACGCGGCGCACGGAGACUGGUACUUUGGAGAGGUUUACUGCAGGUUCCAUAACUUCUUCCCUGUUACAGCCGUGUUUGCCAGCAUUUACUCCAUGACCGCUAUUGCAGUCGACAGGUACAUGGCUAUAAUUCACCCGCUGAAGCCUCGGCUGUCAGCUACAGCGACUAAAGUGGUCAUUCUCUGUAUCUGGGCACUCGCUGUGAUUUUGGCUUUUCCGCUCUGUUUCUACUCAACCACAAAAACUAUGCCUCGCAGGACCGUCUGCUACGUCGCCUGGCCGAGAUCUGCUGAAGAUUCGUUCAUGUAUCAUAUCAUUGUUACAGUGUUGGUGUAUUUGCUCCCCCUGGUGGUCAUGGCCAUUACCUACACCAUAAUAGGAGUGACACUUUGGGGAGGAGAGAUCCCUGGAGAUUCAUCCGAUAACUACGCUGGACAACUGCGGGCCAAAAGAAAGGUGGUGAAGAUGAUGAUCGUGGUGGUGGUGACUUUCGCCCUCUGUUGGUUGCCGUAUCACGUCUAUUUCAUCGUGACCGGAAUAAACAAGCAGUUGAACAAGUGGAAGUCGAUCCAGCAGGUCUAUCUUUCUAUUCUGUGGUUGGCUAUGAGCUCCACGAUGUACAACCCAAUCAUUUACUGCUGCUUAAACAACAGGUUUAGGGCGGGCUUCAAACGGGCCUUCAGGUGGUGUCCCUUCAUCCAGGUAUCGAGCUAUGAUGAACUGGAGCUCCGCCCCACACGUCUCCACCCAAGAAACCAGAGCAGCAUGUGCACAUUGUCACGGAUCGACACCAGCGUUCACGGCGAUGACCCGUGCCACAGCAAUCGAAAAAGUGCAAAGUCCCAGAGUCACAUUGAGGUCAAAGAUGAAAACGCUAAAUACGGUCUUCACAAAGAGCCGACGUUUGCAGCCGUGCAGCUCAACUGAGUCGUGGCGUAGUGGUUACAGAGUCAGGCUUGCAAAGUGAAGGUUGCUGGUUCGACUCGACGAAGACGAAUGUGGGUAGUAUGGGUUACCAUCCAUUGGCCAUUACAUCACUUUUAUACUUCACUCGAGGCUGUGUCUGAAAUCACCUUCUACAGCCUUAUUCAAUAUUCCUUGUAAAUAAUAUGAGAGUAUAGGGAUCAAUUUCAAACACAGUUCUGGGGUUGGUGUUUAAUUUGAAGCUGCCCAAAUUCCAAUACAGACUUUCUGAAGUUUGGAUUUCUGAAUGUAUUAAAGUUUUACAGAAGACUACAUGCAGACUGUACUGCCUCCAAGUGGACAACAUUGAAACUUUGAUUGAGACUAUAACUAUGACGAGAACACAAAUGUAGCUUUGUGCACUGUUUUUAUUAAUGCUUAUCAUUUAGGCUUUAAAUGAGACUUCAGCAUUAUACAUUGGUAAACGUUUCAACAAGUAGCCUACUAGAGUUGUCACAUGACCUCACUAUGUUUUUCAGACUACUUUGACUACUUUUGACUGAAUGUAAUAUAUGACCCAUUAAACACAUGAGCCAUCUUUUAUUGUUCACAGUUAAAAUUGUAAUAUUGGGCUGUUGAACGAAUCAAUGUCUUAAUAUUGUCAGUAAAAAGGAAAAACGAAUAAAUGGAAGUAAAGUGGUUAGCAUAGAGUGAUAUAAGUAUUUCAAUAAGGUAUGUUUUGAUGUCUUGUUGAUAUUUGAUGUAUCAAUACAAUACAAUACAAUAUGUAUGACAAUAUAAGGUAGUUAUUUGUAAUGAUGAACAUCGGUGUCAAUGUACUUUUGAUUCUUGUUUCCAUCUAAGACAGCAGACGACUCCGGGCCGGAUCUGCUCCAAAAUGGCUGACUUUCACUUACGUAAAUUAACCAUGUUUUUUUUGGUAAAGUGUAUUUUUCUGUAUUUUCUUCUGCUUUUAUUAAUGUAAAGCUGCUUUGAAACAAUUAAACAAUUGUGAAAAGUGCUAUAUAAAUAAAAUUGAAUUGACUAGC
Paramisgurnus dabryanus is the source of this 2389-nucleotide messenger RNA. It is a transcript of the gene tacr3l, whose product is annotated as tachykinin receptor 3-like. NCBI's taxonomy places the organism in Eukaryota, Metazoa, Chordata, Actinopteri, Cypriniformes, Cobitidae. Gene Ontology annotation, biological process: G protein-coupled receptor signaling pathway; positive regulation of flagellated sperm motility. Gene Ontology annotation, cellular component: sperm midpiece; plasma membrane. Gene Ontology annotation, molecular function: tachykinin receptor activity. The record is from RefSeq and is a predicted model, not a curated record.